Molecule: messenger RNA, 1572 nt
Organism: Phytomonas sp. EM1
Lineage: Eukaryota; Euglenozoa; Kinetoplastea; Trypanosomatida; Trypanosomatidae
Source: the annotation of a GenBank genome assembly
AUGAAGGAGUUCCUUGAUUCAACCGCGGAUGGAGUUGCUCGAAUGACAGAAGAGUACGCAGGAGCAUUUGACCGUGAAGUGUGGAAAGCACAGCAGAAAGCUCGCUUCCGUUCACAGCUUCGUCAGGCUAAGGAAAAGCUAGAGCGAGACAUCCUCCUAGCGGUGAAGGAAAAGGAAAAGAAGAAUAUAGUUGAGCUAGAGAGUACCCAUAAGGACCUUGAGAAAGUGGCAAAGCGCCUACACGACGCUGAACAAGCUAUUCAGCGUCGUACAAAACAGCUGGAGAUGCAGGAGGCCGCAUUCGAAGCGCGUCGGGCUAAGGUGGCGGAGCAGCAUGAAAUGCAGGUUAAUCGUGCUGAACAGCGUGCGAAGCGCACUAUGGAGGAGGUUCUUUCUCGCCAAAGCUCAUUGGAAGCCCAGAUUUUAGAAAAAGAUCUCGUGAUUAGCCAACUAAGGGAUAGGCUGCAAGGCUUAGAAACCGAGUACGAUUCAUUAAAGGAAAAAAUGGAUUUGUGCCUAACUGAACAGUCAAAUGCGUAUGCGGAAGGUGCCAAAAAGUUGGAUCAAAGGCUUACGCAAGCCACGAAGUUCAUCGAUGAGCUGAAAGAAGUCUUGAACGAUCGUACGCAGCUUCUGCAGAAGUUGUGGCGCGAAAAUGAGGAACUUCGAACGCAGCUCGAGCAGUCCAAGCUGAGCUCGGAAACGCUCUUUAAGCAGUACAACGACCUCCUAAACCGAUGGUACGCGAGUGAGCGUGAGCACAAGGAGAAAGAACUGAGGCGGCUUGACGAUGAGGUUCAUCAACGGCAGCGGCGGCGAGGGGGCUCGCAUUCGAACGCGCCGCGCGAUCCCCUCCACGCGAUGCUGCAUUCCCUCAAGGCGGAUGUGGCGUCGUAUCUCGGCGAGAUCUCCUCCACGCGGCGUGCGGGGAAGGGUGGGGGAGCUUCCAAGAGCGCCCAUCCCCCUCCCUUAUCGUCCUCCUAUGUGUGUGUGGAGCGGCCGGUUUCCGUUUCCGUGGCGCAACCGCCUGUGAAGGUCGUGGAGCGUCCGCCUUCCCCGGAGGUGAUUGCCGUCCGUUCGAUCGCAACGAGCCCCCUUUUGCCUCAACCUCCUCCUCCUUCUCCAAAGGAGGAGGUUGAACAGGGGGAAAUCACGGCAAACACCUCCACCAGCUCCUACCCCCAUGUGGAGGUCGAAUCCUGGCGAUCUGACGAGGAAGAAAAGCGAUGGGAGGAAAUCAAAGCGGGUGAAGAGAGGUUAGAGAUGGAAGAGAUGGAGGAGAAGAACGCAGCCUCGAUUUCCACUGCUACGUUGCCGCCGCUCGCCCCUUCUCCAGCUCCCGAUACCACUACGGAGGUUUUACCCUCCCCGGAGGAUUUCGCGCAGGCCGCGCAAACCGGCGUAUCCUCGGUGGAAUCAGCCCGCAACGAAAUGAUGAUUUUUGUUCGGCAGUUAAAGAUCAAUCGUCAGAAGUUGUUGGAUACCGGGGUAUACGGUGAGGAUCACGCAGUUAUUAAAGAAAUGGAUGAAAAAAUUUCAUUAUAUGAGCAAUAUCUCGCGGUAUAUCGUUAG